CGUCCCAUCUCAGUACAUUGCUGGACUUCCCUGUCCAGCAACCACAUCGAAAGGCGUCAGUGCCUUGUCCGAACUUGUAGUUUUGUGUCCUGUUUCUCCAUGCGUUUUGGUGAGGAUGAAGGCCAUUGAAUAGUCAAAACUUCUGGGUUCAUUUCCAAAUUGACCCUCAGCCUCUUGGACUUGUUCGGUGUAUGGCAGACUAUGUGGAGCUCCAUCUUCAUCAUUCUUUGGUGCCUUUUGGAAAAGAGUGUUGCAAUCAGCAGAAGAUACUACAUUGGAGCCGUGGAGAUAGACUGGAAUUAUGAACCUAACAACCAAAAGAGGGCAUUCUCCCACACCACGAUCACUCAGUACAAGAAGGCUGUAUAUUUGGAAUACACGGACUCGACAUUCACACAAACAAAACCUAAGCCUGCUUGGAUGGGUAUUUUGGGCCCAACUAUUCAAGCCGAAGCCCAUGACAAAGUGGUUGUGACUUUUAAAAACAUGGCUUCCCAUCCUUUCAGCAUACACGCCAUUGGAGUGUCCUUUUGGAAAGCUUCUGAAGGAGCCGGCUAUAACGAUAAAACGAGUCGGACCGAGAAAGAAGAUGACGCGGUGAAACCCGGCCAGAUUCACACAUAUGUGUGGGAAAUCUCUCAAGAACAUGGGCCAACUGGAGCUGACCCACAAUGUUUGACUUAUGCCUAUUCCUCUAAGGUGGACAGCGUAAAGGAUGUUAACUCGGGCUUGAUAGGGCCGCUGCUGGUCUGUAAACCAGGGACACUGAUGAGUAGAAAAACCCAGAGCUUGCUACAAGAAUUCGUGCUGCUCUUUGCUGUGUUUGAUGAAGGCAAAAGCUGGUAUACCAUAGAGAAUGCCUUUUCCACAAACAGCGGGGCUCAGAUGCACACUAUCAAUGGCUUCAUGCAUUCUCCUCUACCUGAGCUCAAGGUGUGUCAGAAGAGGCCCAUCUACUGGUAUGUCAUUGGCCUUGGAACCAGACCUGAAGUCCACUCCAUUUUCUUUGAGGGACACUCUUUUCUUGUGAGGGACCACCGACAGGCCACUCUGGACAUCUCUCCAGCCACAUUUCUCACUGCCGAGACAACGCCCAGAACCAAUGGCACAUUUCGGAUGUUCUGCCAAAUUCCAUCCCAUCAACAAGCUGGAAUGGAAACCUUCAUUAAAGUGGAUGCCUGUCCAGAUCCACUGGAGAAGAAGAUGAGGAUGGCAGAGCCAAGUGAAGACGAAGAUGAGUAUGAAGAUGACUAUGAUAUGGACACCGUGGUGAUCAACAUGGGAGAUUUUACACCCAGGAUUACCGGUCGUUCCCGUGCCAAGAGGCUUUCUGUGAUGUGGGAGCAUUACAUUGCAGCAGAAGAGGUGGACUGGGACUAUGCCCCAGCCAAGGGCUUGAACCCAGAUAAGCAGUUUCUGGCACCUGGUCCCCAGCGGAUUGGCUCAAAGUAUAAGAAAGUGAGGUUUGUGGAAUACGAGGAUAGGACAUUCACGAGACAGAAGGGGUCGAAUCCAGAUCAUAUGGGGAUCCUGGGGCCGGUUCUCAAAGGAGAAGUUGGGGAUGAAUUUAUGAUUAUGUUUAAGAACCUAGCCAGGCGGCCAUACAACAUAUAUCCCCAUGGCAUCAGCAACGUCACCUCGUUUUUCCAGCUGGGAAACGCCAAAAAUCUCAACAUGAAACUGUUGCCUAUACGACCUGGCCAGAAGUUUAUAUACAGGUGGAAAAUAAUGCCCGAGGACGGCCCAACCCGAUCUGAUCCCCAUUGCCUGACUCGCUACUAUUCCAGCUCCAUCAAGCCUGCUAAGGAUUUAGCGUCUGGGCUAAUUGGACCCUUACUCAUCUGCCUGAAAGAGACCAUGGACCAAAGAGGCAAUCAGAUUAUGUCGGAUGAAGCAAGGUUCAUGCUGUUUUCUGUCUUCGAUGAAAACCGCAGUUGGUACUUGGCGGAGAAUAUCAACCGAUCCUGUAGUGAUGCAGCCAACGUCAACCCCCACAAUCCCAAAUUCUAUGCCUCCAAUGUCAUGCACAGUAUAUGGACACUGGGAUGCUUGAAUCCUGACUUCAGAAAACGAGGAAUGAGUGCCAAGUUAAUUGUUUUCAAAUGCUCACAAGAAGUGGAGUCCGAGGAGGAAGAUUAUGGAUAUGAUGAAACCAUUCCAGAGGACUACAUGAUUCAAGCCAACAUCCUACAACCAAGAGGUUUCCGAAAGAAGAAAGUCCCUUUCCAGCCUUACAUAAAGACUGAUGAUAGUAAUGCCAACUCCACUUCAAAUAAUGAAAUAUUGAAUCAGAAUCAACAUUCAGCUGUAUAUCUUGGACAACCCAACCAGGUUACCAAGUUAAACAGGAAAACCAACUUGACAGACCCAUUAUUUCUACGUCAAGAAACUUUAUAUCUAGAUGACAUAUCUUCAUCUUCACCACAAGAUCCAUCCUUUGACAUCUUACCCAAUGAUGUUUUUUCAGCUGCAGAAGAAUCAACCACACUGUCAACCUCAUCAAUGCAAAGUUUCCAAGAACAUUUCAGAAACUCAUCUCUUGUUCAUGAAGAGCCACAUAAUGGGAGAUCACUGGAGACCACAACUCAACUAGUUCAUGAAAAGCUUGGCUUAGAAAUGCCCAAAGAAACAGAAAGAACCGGGAUGCCCCAAGAAUAUUUGAUACACUGGGAGAAAGCAGAGGAGGAAAAGUCAUCUUCAUCCCACCCACUGGAAAAAGUGGAGAUGUUUCAUGACAGUCCUAUUACCACAAAUCAAUCCAAAGUGUCAUUUGGUAAUGAAAUCUUUGUUGAAAAUCAGACUCUGAAGGCAAUAAUUGGUGACAGCCUUUCAAAACUAAAUAAAAGAGGUCCAGAUUCCAUCAAACUUGAAAGAACAUCAGAGGGAGAUGCAUUGAUGGCAAAUACAGUGUUAAAUGGGGAAGGGGUGUCGCAAGAGGCAUCUGUGAAUGACAGCGAUUCCGUCAACAUCACUAGUGCAUCAGCAUCAUUAAAUGACUUGGAAAGAGAGCCGGUUAUUCAAGAUAUAGCACUGGAAAUUCAAAACACUGGUUUGCCAAGAGCAACAACAAGCCCUGCAGUUAAAGAUGUAUUAUUGCAGAUGUAUGACGCCGUCUCUGGAGAUCCAAACAAUUAUUCAUCCUAUAAAGCAAGUGGCCAAGAGACCAAACCACUAGAAAUCAGAAAAUCAUUACAGUCAGUAUCAAAUGCCUCCAAAAUUAUGGAAAACGAGAGCACCUCAACAUCCUUAAGUGGAGAUCUAAAGGGAAUAGAUGGCAUACAUUUUCAGGUCAGGAAAGAGACGAUGACGCAACUUAGAAUGGAUAGAACGACUGAAAGCUCAGAUAUUUUGAAUGAACACAACUCCUCCUUUGCACAGAAUGGCAAGACAAUGGAUUUAGAUAGAUUGGCUAGCCCCCUAAGCAAUGCUAUAUAUAAUAAUGACAAUCUGGAUAAUAAUGCUAGAACACAUUCCUUUUACUAUUAUGAAGGAACAGGUAAUUUAACACACCAAGUAAUUUCCCAAGACGCUAACCAGGACAAUAAUCAAUCUGGAAGAGAAAACGAAGCUUUCCACACAUUGGAUGCCAUCUUCAAUAGGAGUCAACUCAAGAGUAUCCUCCAUUCCUUAGGACCCCUAGAUACACUUAGAGAGAGAAAUGUUAAACAACCGAGGCCAGCAGAUGUCAAAUUUAAUAUUUCUGAUGGGAACAAAGAAAAAGAAGAUGUUUUUCAUCAAGGCCAUACAUUUUCAUCACAAUCAGUUGACUUGGGACAUGGUCCAGUUUCUGAAGAGCCUGAGAGAAAAGGAGAGAGCCAGAUACUAUCAAAAUUAGACUUCCAGAGUCCUGAAAAGUUGACAGAUGAAACAAAGAUGGCAUCCUGCCAACCGGGUUCCCAUGCAUGUGGUGGCCACUUGGAAAAACGGUCAUUGGAAGUACUUUCCGCCACAUUGAAAGAAACAAGUACAGCAAUGACAAAUGAAACCAAAAGUUUGAGUGAAGCUGAAGGACAAGCUGAUGCUUUGCUCAGUGUUAAUAUGAGGAAGGGAAAGAGUGAAACCAUGACUUCUACCACAAGGGCAAAUAUGACAGUUGAGGUGGAAGAAAGGAAUCAAAAAGCUUCCCCUGGUAGGACAACGGUUGCAUCUUCUCCAUCAAACUCAGUCAGAUAUGUCUCAGCCUCACAUUCCUUGAACAUCUCUGUAACCGAGACAAUCACUCAAGAUGGAAACAAAGAGGCUUCAAAAGAUGGCCGCUUCAUUCAAAAGCUAGAGGAUGCCAAGAACAGUAAUGCUAUUCCUAAGUCUGGGAGAACUAUAGACUAUUAUAUAAAAAACAAAUCAGAACUGAGCCCCACUGUCUUUGCAGGAGGAAAACACACAGAUGUCACUUCGACCCUGCAGAAGACCACUGGGCAGAUCAAUGAGGUUGGACAUACUGAAACAAAGGAUUCCCCAACUAUGGAGCAUGUUGAUAUAGAAAAACCUUUGCAAUCACAUCUGAGAGAUUCUGGUGUGGGUCAUGAGCAAACAUUAGGGAAUGAGUCUUUGCUGGGUGCCACAAAAAGGGAGGAGCUUGGGAUUUCAGCCAAAAGGGCUUCAGUAGACAAUGAUGUGCUUCCUCGAGGUGACUUGACCAUCAACCAGAACCUCCAAGAUGAACCAGUGGAUGAAAUCAAAGAAUUUGGUGGUGAAGGAGGCAAAGUUCCUCCCCUCAGGAGUAAACUAUUAGUUUCUGAAGGGAAGACAGAGGCUGACAUUCAGACACCCAGGAAAGGCGAAAGCAUAGAAAUGAUCAAUUCCAUAUCACCUUCUAGCUUCAGUAGACCAGUCAAGACAAACUUCUCUAAGAAUCUGAAAGGAUCAUCUGACUAUGAUGACUACAGUAACACAGAAGAGACCUUGGAUGAAUUUGAUAUUUAUGGAGAAGAUGAGCACGAUCCACGGACUUUGACAGGGAAAGUCCGUCAAUAUUACAUCGCAGCAGUUGAAGUGAUGUGGGAUUAUGGAAGCCAUAUUCCUUCACCAUAUCUCCAAGACCAGGAUCUGAAGAACAAGCCAUUCGUAAAGUAUAAGAAAGUUGUCUACAGAGGGUACCUUGAUCGGACCUUUACUCAGCCAUUCGCCUGUGGAGAGCUGGAUGAGCAUUUGGGCAUCUUGGGGCCAUACAUCCGGGGACAGGUUGGAGAUGUCAUCAUGGUGACGUUCAAAAACAUGGCUUCUCGCCCAUUCUCCUUCCAUUCCAACUUGCUGCCCUACGAGGGAACUAUGGAGGAGAGACGGCAGCCUUGGAGGGAGGAAGUGCAGCCAGGCGAGAUCAGGGAGUAUUCCUUCACAGUCUUGCAGCAAAUGGCUCCUACGACCCAUGAGUUUGACUGCAAAGCGUGGGCAUACUUCUCCAGCGUGGAUCUGGAGAAAGACCUACACUCCGGUCUUAUUGGGCCUCUGGUUAUCUGCCACCCUGGUGUGCUGAGCUCCACUCACCUUCGGCAGUUGUCCAUCCAGGAAUUCACUUUGCUGUUCAUGGUCUUUGAUGAGACAAAAAGCUGGUAUUAUGUUGAGAACCUCGAAAGAAUCUGUCUGCCCUUCUGUGGAAUCAGUACAGAUGAUCCUGCCUUGAAAACAAACCAUUCAUUCUAUGCAAUCAAUGGCUAUGUGAGGGAUACAUUGCCAGGGCUUGUGAUGGGUCAACAUCAGAGAGUCAGGUGGUACCUGCUGAAUGCAGGUGAUGCUGAGGAUAUCCAUUCUGUCCAUUUCCACGGACAGGUCUUCACCAUCAGAAAGGACCAGGAGUACCACGUGGGUGUCUACAACCUCUAUUCUGGAACUUUUGAAACAGUGGAAAUGCAGCCAUCCCAUCCUGGGAUUUGGAGAGUGGAGUGUGCCAUCGGGGAGCAUGAGCAGGCUGGAAUGAGUGCCCUGUUCUUAGUGUAUGACCAGCGGUGUCAAACGCCUUUGGGCCUGGCUUCUGGGUACAUCGCCGACUCUCAGAUUACAGCUUCAAGUCACCAUGGUGAAUGGGUUCCAAGUUUAUCCAGGCUACACAAAUCGGGGUCAAUCAAUGCCUGGAGUACGGACCAGGAGAAAGCUUGGAUUCAGGUGGAUCUGCUACAUCCAAAGAUCAUCCAUGGAAUACAGACACAAGGAGCGCGUCAAAAGUUCUCUAAGCUCUACAUUUCCCAAUUUGGCAUCUUCUACAGCCUGGAUGGCGAGAGGUGGAAGGUUUAUAAAGGCAAUGCCACCAGCUCUGAGAAGCUAUUCUUUGGAAACGUGGGUGCGACUGGUGUGAAAAACAAUGUCUUUGACCCCCCGAUUGUCGCCCGCUAUAUCCGCCUUCGCCCGAACUACUUCAACAUCCGCAACACAUUACGCAUGGAGCUCAUCGGUUGUGACCUGAACAGUUGCUCCAUGCCGCUGGGAAUGGAAAACAAAGCCAUCUAUGAUGAACAGAUCUCUGCCUCUUCCUACAUUGACAAUGUCUUCGCCACUUGGUCCCCCUUUCAAGCCAGGCUUAACUUGGAUGGUAGAACCAAUGCUUGGAGACCAAAGGUGGAUGGCAUGUCCGAAUGGCUCCAGGUGAACUUUCUGAAGACCAUGCGGUUGACAGGGCUGGUGACCCAAGGUGCAAAAGCUGUCUUCACCAAAAUGUUUGUGCAGGAAUUUUCUCUCUCAAGCAGCCAGGAUGGCACACGUUGGAGUCCUGUUUUGCAAGAUGGAAAAGAGAAGAUUUUCCAGGGAAAUCAAGAUCAUCUCAGCCCUGUGGUAAAUUUCCUGGAUUCCCCUAUUUUUGCGCAGUAUUUGAGGAUACAUCCACGCCGCUGGAACAAGCACAUUGCGCUACGGAUAGAGAUUUUGGGCUGCGACACCCAGCAAAUGGUCUAGUAGAGAUCAAUCUAUAUUUUAUCUCCAUGAAGAUCUUUCAGACACCUGAGACACAUUCCAGGGGGAUCCAGUACCAGAACAGCUGAAAUUGUUAAUGCUGACAACAAAAGAACAUCACCUGCCUAUUGUUCGGUAACAGCAAUUUUGUAAUGUAAGAGUAUUAAAGUAACUAGAAAUGAUUUUUAAAAUAGA
Messenger RNA from Anolis sagrei ordinatus, 7074 nucleotides. The record is from RefSeq and is a predicted model, not a curated record. NCBI's taxonomy places the organism in Eukaryota, Metazoa, Chordata, Lepidosauria, Squamata, Anolidae.